Molecule: messenger RNA, 4555 nt
Organism: Neolamprologus brichardi
Lineage: Eukaryota; Metazoa; Chordata; Actinopteri; Cichliformes; Cichlidae
Gene: lurap1
Product: leucine rich adaptor protein 1
Biological process (GO): positive regulation of canonical NF-kappaB signal transduction; positive regulation of cytokine production
Source: RefSeq, a predicted model, not a curated record
GCUAUCGGGUCUCCGCUCCCACUCUGCGGUUCCUGAUCGCUGUCAUCAUGCAGGUGGAAUCUGCGCAGUGUGGCUCAGCGUACAGAUCCCAAACACCAGCCUCACCGAGCUGCAGCUCAGGACUCGGGACUCCGGAGAUCAGACUGCAUUUACAGCUGUAAAGGAAGCAAUCAAGGAGGGGAAAGCAACAAAUUGGAUUUUUUUCUCCGCUUUCACUUGAUGACCAUCAGCAGUUUAGAUACAGAGGCUUCAUUAAUUUAACACAACAUGAUGACAGAGUUAAAAUAACCCACAUAUCGAGGAUUUCUCUCUGUAUCAUACUGCUGGAAUAAGCUCACACUGCUGUGUUGAUACUGUCAAACAGUUUUCCUUCCCUGGCGCAGUCCAACUCAGCAGCAGUCGCAUAGGAUGCCAUACAAGCCUAUAGGAAGUGACUCUCGCAGCUUGACAGGGAACAAUCUCCGAGGAACCCGAAGGACGUAAUCUUUGUCCUGCGGAUCUUAUCGGUGUAAAAACACUCAUGGCGAUGGACGAAGGUACUGUCAGCGAGAGCAUCCCAGACCUCAAAGACAUAGAGGCGAAAAUCGGCCGGAAGACCCCCGAGGGUUUGCUCAGGUGGAUGCGGGAAGAGUCGUCCUCUCUCCGGGCAGACGCCAAGCUGGCCCUCGCGCACGACACCGGUAAAGAGACCGGGAUGAAGAGUUUGGACGAAAAGAUAAGAAAACUGAAGAUGGAGAUGGCUCACUUGCGCUCGGUGGACGUUAAGAUCCUGCAACAGCUGCUGGCGGUGCACGAGGGCAUCGAAGCAGUGAAAUGGCUGUUUGAGGAGCGCAGCACACUGACCAGCCGCUGCAGCAGCCUCACCAGCAGCCAGUACAGCCUGGGGGAGGGACCCGACACCUCUUGGAGAGGCUCCUGGAGCAGCUUACAGGACCCCAAUGACAAGCUAGACAACAUCUCCAUUGGCAGCUACCUGGACACGCUGGCAGACGACAUGGAUGAGUACUGCCCUUCCAGCUCCGAAUCCGUCAUCUGCUCCACCACACCCCUAGUUUCGGAGGCUACUGCUGGGGGCCGCAUGGCAGGAGGCUCCGUGGCCACAGCCACUGCAGCGGUGUCAGGGCCCGUGUUAGGGCUGAAGUCUGGGUCUAGUGCUGUGGGAAGUGAGAAUGGUACUGGGGUUGGAAUUAUUCCAGAAGUGAAAGGUGGACCUGGGAAUGUUGCCAUUGGGAAGGGAACUGGAGGAACUGAAAGUGGGAAGCCAGCAACUCCCAGCAGCUCUCCACAAGCCAAGUCUGAGGGCCUCAAGCAAGGUGCUCCUAUCUGGACCAAGACUGCAGAGACAGAUAAGGGAAGCCCCAUGUUUAAGGUCAGUACUCCAACGCAAGGCCUUAAAGCUAAUGGUGUCCUGGAGAAAUCAACCACACAAAGAGGCAGCCCGACCCGCACCUGUCUCAGUGAGAAACUGGCAACCGGCCAGAGCCCCAAAGUUAAACCUUACAAAAAUGGAAAGAUUGACUUGGACACGUGCAAAAUGAAUGGCAAAAUGCAUCUGGAGUACGACGCCCACUGGCGCUGGGUGCAGUCGCAAGAAGAUGUGACGUUUUUAUAAGAAGUAUAAUCACAGAGAGGGACUAAAGCCACUAUAUACACUCCCUCUGCAACAUCAAAACCCAGAUCACUGAAGAUUAAAAGAAGAGUGCACUGCUGUUGUGAAAGGCACAUAAUGGGGCUUUCACCGGUGAAAGACACUGGGUAUUACCUGUUUCUUCUUUUGUUCCCUCCUGUAACUGCACUAACUUCCUAUAAAACAUUGAUGUCAGUAUUAAGGGAUUUUGGACCAUAUAUAGCCAAACAGGGGUGCCUCACAAAAUCAACUUUAAAAUCCUGUGUCACAGAUUUUCCUCAGGGUCUUUUUAACAAUCCCUGAUAUUAUUUCAGUUUCUUUUCUUUUACGUUAUUUUGUUUUCCUGAAAAAUAAAGCACAGUGAGACGAUCUGCCAGAGAGCUGAAACAUGACUUCAGAUGGUUUGACACGUACUUUAUCGGCAAGUCAAAAUUGAAACUUUGCCUUGACUUUGACUUUUUAAAAAUAAUCUAGGAACAAUAUUGCCACCAAUAUAUUAAUUCUGAACCUUUACAAAAACUAGUUAUUAUUAGUUACUUUGUAUAAUCAAUUUAACAUUUUGUGGAUUCUGUAUGAAAGUAAUUCCCAACUUUUUAUCUUUUAUCCUCUUCAAAUGAAAGAUUAUUCAGUUAUGGUGAUAGUUUCUGGGUAAUAAGGUAAAUGUAGCUAUGCCAGACGACAAAAAAUGUACUCCUGGACUAGUUUGUAGAGGUAUUAGAGCAGAAGAUAUAAUGCAAUAUAUAGACAAAAGUAUCGGGCCAUAGUCUCUUAAUCCUUCAGGUGUUUUUAGUUUCAUUGUUCUAACUCUAUAACAUCAAGCACCUAACCAUGCAGUCUUCCUUUACAAACAUUUGUGAAAGAGUGAGUUGUUCUAAGGAAUUCAAGCAUGGUACUGUAACAGGAUACCACUGUACCACUGUUGCAAUACGUCAGGUUGUAACACGAAAGUGUUUGGGAACCACAGCAACACAGCCUCAAAGUGGUAGACCACAUAAAGUUACCAACUGCUAAAAGUGCACCUGGUAUAAAAGUCACCAAUGCUCAUCUGACUCAGCAGUUGCAGACUUUCAAACCUCCUGUGAUAUUAACAUCAGCACAACAUCUGUGUGCCAGAAGCUUCAUGGCAUCAUUUCAAUGGCUGAGCAGCUCCUGUUGGUGUAAUGUGUGGGUGGGCCGGUACUUUUGCCAAUAUUGUGUGUAUUUCACAAAUCAAAAGCAAAUGUGUGAUGAGAAAUAACCAAAAGCUUUGUGUAUUUAACUCUUUUGUUUCUUCUGAGUUCUUCAAAUUUACCUCAGGGCCCAUUUGAAGGUGCCUGACCCUGAGGUUGGGAAUGACUACCGCACUCCACAAACAACAGCUUUUAUGAACCCCAGUGUACUGCAUAUAAGAUAGUAGUAGAGUCCGUUCUCACUCCCGACGCAUAAUAUACUGAUGAUUUGUCACGUCCCGAGGCGUUUCAUGGAAACGCAAAAGGUGACCUUCCGCGUUUCUAAGCUACGCGCCAGAUUGUGCGAUUUAAACAAAAUAAACAUACAUAUGUAGAGUCAUUCCAGACAGUUCUCAUGUUUUCCAAACUCAUAAUAUAGGGACGUGUUGGGCGGCCGAAAGCAUAAUAUACUGAUGAUUUGUCACCUAGUGUUACGUUUUGGGAGUGAGAACGUGUUGAGCAGUAAUAGUGUAAAAUCAACCUCUCAUUGAAAUCCUAAAUAAAGAUUGCUAUAUUGAUCCUUGUUUAUUGAUAAUAUAUCACUACUCUUCCAGUGGUUAAUGACCGCCUUAUUGUUUCAACAAAAAAAUAGAGAAACAAUAUGAUUUUCUCCCCAACUGUUUAUCCCCAAACACUUUCCUGAUCAGCACUAGAAAAUAUGUCAAACUUGCAAUAGAAAAUGAAGCACUGAGAUAAAAGUUUAACACAUUAAAAAACAAAAAAGUGCCAGUGAUAGCAUUUGUGUCCUUGUGAAGCUAAUCCCUUCAGUGCGUUACCAAACAUGUGCACAAUUGUAUAGUCACUGAGUUGUAGUACAGCUACCAGUGCACUGGUUACUAGUCGUGUCUGGUUAUAGGCAAAUCUUGACUUUGGAUGAAAAUCUUUCUUCUGUUUUGACAAUUAUGCUAACCUGUAUUAGUUUUCUUUAAAGCAAAUGUUGUGCCUGAUUGGUGUAAACCUUCGCUACAUAUGCCUGUUUGUUCCCUGAGAUGACUGCACUGUUGUGAUGAUAAUCUUUUAUUAGUUUUGCCUCUCCGUGGGCUUUGCUUGCGUGUACAAAUAGCUAGACCAAAAGCCUGUGUGCUAUUCAGUAUCGACUGGUAAACGUGUUAUGUUGGCUGGGUGGAUAUUGCUUGCCCUGUGCUGACAUCUUUAUUGGUUGAUUUGUGAGCAGUACGCAGAAGACUGAACACAAUCAGUGAAGAAAAGCAAUAUUUCCUGAAGGCUGUCUGCUGGCUUACAUAAGCAGCCUCUUCUCAGCAACUGAAAUUUAAUAAUACUGUCUGAUCUUCAAUAGAUGACAGUGCUACUGAUGAAGGAAUUGUUCCGUUUUUUUUAUGUGCAUGUGCGAGAGAAAGACACAGCCGGCCUCCCAGGUAUGAAUAAGAAUAGAUGAGUCCCAAAGGAUCGCAGAUUUUUUCAGCUUACCCAUCACAAUGUAACUACAUCACUCACCAGUCUGCAGUUAUUCAUGUUAAUGGUGCAGGGAUGGUGCAACACAUGUGGUAAAUGGAGGGGAACAUAUUACAUAAUCUGUCCAGUUUCUUUCAGUGCCUGGAAGUGUUUGAAACUAUUAAAUAUGAGUGUUGAUAAAAUAUGAGCUUUGAUACUGGUUCCAACACAAAUGGGCCUUUUUCAUACUUUCUGCACAUUUCAGUCAUUUUGGUUCCAUAACAAUCAGUGUUGGUCAAGUUACUUGAAAAAAGUAAUCAGUAACUAA